AUCGGGUUCUGUGAACACCCUGGUGAUAUUGAUCAUGGAUGGUGGUCAUCAAACAACACACAUCUAGGAUCUACUCUCAAAUUAUCAUGUGAAACUUGUUACGUCAUCAAUGGAAGUGAAUUCAUCGAAUGCAAACCAAAUGAAAUCUCCACGAAGAUGGAAGAAGAUUGGGACAAGACGAUUCCAUAUUGUCAGAGGGAAACAGAAUUCCAAGCACCAACAUCAGAUUUCGCUUCCGAGACUAAUUCGACGAUUGGGUUACAUAAAGAAACAAGACCAAGACUGUUGACAGUCGUGAUCGGUUGUAUAGCGACAGUGAUCUCUUUGGCCGUCAUCAUGGUCAUCUCAUUGGCCCUUAUCAUUUAUUGCCGCAGAAACCAUCUAGACUUGCUAGAAGAGGUUCAUGACUAUAUCGAUAUGGGUAACAUUCCAGCAAGGGUAAGCGAUUGUCCGAACGCAACGAGGUUACGCGAAUCUUUAAACUUUGGAAACGACGCCACUUCUGAUCAACGAAUGCCAGUCAACAUGAUACCAACACCUGUUGCGGUCGCUGAUACCGACGUUGAUGCUUUUGGGUACGUGCUACCCUCCUCCUCAGCAUCGAUGAGUACGAUGGAACGAUCUCGAAUUGAUAAUCUUGAUGAGUAUGGUUAUCAAACUCUAUCUAAACGCGAAGAAAGUGCCUACACAGACUUGAUUUAAUUGAGUAUCAUAACCGGUGAAUCAUAUUGUGAGUAUAAAACCGAGAUGAGCUUUAGAACUCUUACAAGUUGCUGCCUUCGAAAUAUAGGCCUACCUUGUAAUGUUUGUGGAAGACUGAAGUGGAUUGGAUAUAUGUGAUCCAUAUUUUUACGAGGAAAAUAUGAUUGACUGUACCUCCAAGCCUUUUUUUUGUUUUUACUGAAAGAAUCAAACACAUUUCCAUAUGAAAAAAAAACUAAUCGUAUCAUCAUUUCUAAAUGAAAAACAUAUAAUGAAAAAGGACAAC
This is a messenger RNA of Lytechinus variegatus (green sea urchin), 988 nucleotides long. RefSeq lists its product as uncharacterized. The transcript is spliced from 4 exons. The record is from RefSeq and is a predicted model, not a curated record. The coding region runs from base 157 to 702 and encodes 181 amino acids. Lineage: Eukaryota; Metazoa; Echinodermata; Echinoidea; Temnopleuroida; Toxopneustidae.